AUGGGAGUUGCAUCGAAUAACGGUGUCACAGGGAAACUUGUUUUAACUGUCGUUAUAACAUGUAUUGGAUCAUCAUUUCUAAUUGGAUACAAUCUUGGAGUUUUGAAUCUACCAAGAAGGAAUAUUGAAACAUAUUUUAAUGAGACAGUUGUUCCAAAUACUCCAGAAUUAGAUUCAAACUUCUUCUACACUCAUGUCAGUACAAUAUUUGUAGUUGCCGCUGCUAUAGGAGCAUUCAGUUGUGGUUGGGUAGCUGAUGGACUUGGUCGACGAAAUGGUUUAUUAGUUAAUAAUGUUAUUGGCAUUAUCGGUGGUGUAAUUGUUGGUCCUUGUGUUCUUGUCAAGCAACCUGUGUUAUUAUAUGUUGGCCGUUUUGUUAUUGGUAUUAAUAGUGGCAUUACAAUUGGCAUAGCUUCACUUUAUUUAACUGAAGUGGCACCACGUGAUCUACGUGGUGGUAUUGGUGCUUGUCAUCAGUUAGCUGUAACCAUUGGUAUUGCUUUCUCGUAUUUCAUUACAUUUUCAUUUCUGUUGAACACAAUAAAUCUAUGGCCACUUGCUGUUGCUUUGGGUGCUGUUCCAGCAGCUAUGUCAUUGGUUAUUUUACCAUUUUGUCCUGAAAGUCCACGAUUUUUAUACAUGAAAAAAAAUAAAGAAGCUGAGGCACGCAAAGCAUUUUUACAAUUAAAUGUUAAAGAAAAUGUUGAUACAUUCAUUGGUGAAUUGCGUGAAGAAAUUGAAGUUGCGAAAAAUCAACCAGUUUUUAAAUUUACACAGUUAUUUACACAAAGAGAUCUUCGAAUGCCAGUGCUUAUUGCUUGUCUAAUCCAAGUUUUACAACAAUUAUCCGGAAUUAAUGCGGUUAUAACAUAUUCAUCUCUGAUGUUAGAAUUAGCUGGUAUUCCUGAUGUGUACUUACAAUAUUGUGUCUUUGCUAUUGGAGUUCUUAAUGUUAUCGUAACUGUAGUCUCUCUUCCACUAAUCGAACGUGCUGGACGUCGUACUUUAUUAUUAUGGCCUACUGUAUCAUUAGCUUUAUCGUUGUUAUUACUUACAAUAUUUGUUAAUUUGGCAUAUUCUGGUCCAGUAGGUGCGAGAUCUGCUAUGGGUAUAAUAUCGAUCAUUUUGAUAUUAGUUUAUAUAUGUAGUUUUGCACUCGGCUUAGGUCCAGUUCCUGCAUUAAUUGUAUCAGAAAUAUUUAGACAAGGUCCACGUGCUGCAGCUUAUUCACUUAGUCAGUCAAUUCAAUGGUUAUCAAAUCUAAUUGUAUUAUGUAGUUAUCCUGUUAUACAGAAAAACAUCGGUGGUUAUUCAUUUUUGCCCUUCCUUGUGGUCGUUGUGAUUUGCUGGAUCUUCUUCUUCCUGUUUAUGCCAGAAACUAAAAAUCGUACAUUUGAUGAAGUUGCACGUGAUCUUGCAUUUGGAAAUAUUGUUGUAGGCAAACGUACUACAGCUUUAGAAGAUCGUAACCUUACUGUAUUCACUAAACAAGGUAAUAAUGACGGUCCAGCUUCUGAGUCAUUACUUUAUCCUCGAAGUGAUAAUGACAAAGGAGCAGAAUUAAGUACUAAUGAUGUUUUAAAUAUUGCACUAAAAAAGAUUGAACAAUAA
Molecule: messenger RNA, 1611 nt
Organism: Schistosoma margrebowiei
Lineage: Eukaryota; Metazoa; Platyhelminthes; Trematoda; Strigeidida; Schistosomatidae
Source: the annotation of a GenBank genome assembly